Molecule: messenger RNA, 462 nt
Organism: Heterobilharzia americana
Lineage: Eukaryota; Metazoa; Platyhelminthes; Trematoda; Strigeidida; Schistosomatidae
Source: the annotation of a GenBank genome assembly
AUGACCAUGGAAUUGAGGACCCAUAUACAAGCGGAUGAUGAACAAACAACCACAGUUACCGAUGUCUCCUUGAACACACCUCUGUUAAUUCGUGGAGUUGAGAAUUGUGAAACACCAGCUGUCAAUGCUACUAACAUACCUUCUUCAUCCUCCCCCUGUCAUGGACCAGCAAUUCGAUGGGCUGAUGGUACAGUGGAUAAUGAAUUUAUGGGUAGAAAAAAGUCGAAUUGUUGUUGCAUUUAUGAAAAGCCUAGACGAUGGAAUGAAUCAUCCAGUUCAUCUUCGGAUUCAGAACAUAGUUCAAAUCCAGAUGAUCAUGGCAAUAAGCAGAAACCAAUUCGACAUGUACAAUGUACAGAGAAUUGUCGAGGACAUACAAAACGCUGUUAUCGUAAGAAGAAAACAAAGCUUACUGAAAAUGCAAAUUCUGAACACCAGUCGACAACAUUACCUGACUCAUGA